ACCUAAAAAAAGUAGCAUUGAAGUAUCGCUCUAAUAGUUCGAUGUAAGUGGUUUGAAUGUAGCGAAUCUAAAAAAUCGCACUAUUUUAAUAUUGUCUGAAGUGCGUGUUUCUGGAAGAAGGCUCCUCAACAUAGUAAAUUAGAUGACGUUCUAUCAAAAUAGCAGAGGUAACAAAAUCGUCCGAUGAGCUGGCAACGCCGCAAUCCAGGUGGCAAGAAUGACAAGGUUAUCUGUCAAGACGGAUGUCUAUCCCGGGCUACCAACAGUUAUUUAGAACGUCAAAGCGGCAAUUUUCCAAUCUUCAUUUGCAUUUUUUUAAGUGUUGUGCAACGAUUUCGUCUAGAGUCUAGUACAAUAUAUUUCAACAGUUGUCUUCCAUGGCCAUGUUAUAAUUACACCUCAAAUAUAUAG
This is a messenger RNA of Acanthoscelides obtectus, 411 nucleotides long. Lineage: Eukaryota; Metazoa; Arthropoda; Insecta; Coleoptera; Chrysomelidae. The record is from the annotation of a GenBank genome assembly.